AUGAAGCACACGCCCUUCAUACAGCAAGGCUUCGCCUUGGCAAACCAGUACGAUGCAGAUGAUAGUCUCCAACAGGUCCUCAAUCUUUACUUGUCUCCAGAUGUACGUGCGGCAACAGAAAAGGAUAUGCGCGCAUUGGGCGCCCUGGCCGUCUCGCGCGAGCAGCUCGAGCACUGCGCUGAAGCAGAGCGCAAUCAGCCUUAUGUCGAACACUACGACACCUUUGGCAACAAGACAAGCAAGCUAGUCACAUCUGCUGGGUGGAAAUAUAUGAAGAAAGUGGCAGCAGAGCAAGGCCUUGUUAGUGUCGGCUAUGAGAAUGCGUAUGGCGACAAAACGCGCGUAGUGCAAUUUGCUCGUCUCUACAUCAUGAAUUGCUCCAUGGCCACAUUCUUGUGUCCUCUUGCAAUGGCAGACGGUGCUGCGCGCAUCAUGAAGGACUUUGAUCGUGACAUUUACGAUCGUCUCAUUAGCCGAAAUCCCGAGGAGAUGUGGACGAGUGGUCAAUGGAUGACGGAGCGUAGUGGGGGUUCUGACCUCAGCAAUUACGAGACCGUUGCGGUACAUGAUGGCACUGGAUAUCGACUUACAGGCUUCAAAUGGUUCUCGAGCGCAACAGAUGCAAACAUGUCCCUUGCCCUAGCUAAAACGCAAGAGGGCAUUUCUCUCUUCCUCGUCGAUUUGGAGGCAGCUGGUUCUUCUAUUCAGAUUGCGAGGCUCAAGAAUAAGCUUGGAACGCAUGCUUUGCCCACUGCUGAACUUGAAUUGAAUGGCGUGCCUGCACGCUUGAUUGGCCAGGCGGGUCGCGGUGUCAAGGCGAUUUCCACCAUUUUGAACAUUACGAGAAUCUACACUGCAGUCACAGCUUGCUCUGGUUUGCGUAGAGCAUAUGGAAUCGUCAAGGCUUAUUCGGAGGUUCGCAUGAUUAAGGACAAGAAGCUGAUUCAGAAGCCAUUGCAUCAAAGGACCAUGACACAGCUGCUUGUCACACUAACAGCUCUCACGCAUUUGUCGUUCUAUGUCACCGCGCUGCUCGGCAAGGACGAGGCUGGUACUGCGUCACCUGAAGAGCGUAUCCUACUGCGAUGCCUGACACCUCUUGCCAAGGCGUUUGUCUCCAAAAAGUCGCAUCUCGGCGUAGGUGAAUGUUGCGAAGCAAUGGGAGGUCUUGGUUACAUUGAGACAGCGCUGAAGGAUCCUGCUUCACGAAAAGUCCUUGCUGAGCGAUUCAACAUGGCGCCCAUUUCGAUCGCAGAAGAAGCUGAUCUGAAGGAUGUCAUGUUUGAUGUGGCUCAUGGAGUCUGUGCGACAUUGUUGACAGAAGCAGCAGUGACACUGAAGGAUGACAGACUGCAAGAGAUGGCAAUUAGGUGGAAUUCACCCAGAAACAGGGGCGAGCGCUCAGAUGCCUGGUUGUUGGGUGUGGACAAUUCAGCACGUCUCUAG
Molecule: messenger RNA, 1446 nt
Organism: Protomyces lactucae-debilis
Lineage: Eukaryota; Fungi; Ascomycota; Taphrinomycetes; Taphrinales; Protomycetaceae
Product: acyl-CoA dehydrogenase/oxidase
Exons: 2
Coding region: 1-1446 (481 amino acids)
Molecular function (GO): oxidoreductase activity, acting on the CH-CH group of donors
Source: RefSeq, a predicted model, not a curated record